AUGGGUUUCCUCGGCGUAUACAAGGCUGUUUACGAUUAUGUUCCUCAAGGAGAGUCGGAGCUUGCGAUCACAGAGGGGGAUAUACUUUAUGUGCUGGAAAAGAGCGGCGAGGAUGACUGGUGGAGAGCGAAGAAGAAGGCUUCUGGCGAGGACGAUGAUGAGCCUGUGGGAUUGAUUCCAAACAAUUACAUUGAGGAGGUUGCCCCCUCAAGCCAUGCACGAGCACUAUACGACUACACGAGGCAGACCGACGAAGAGCUAUCCUUUUCGGAAGAUGCCCGUCUUGAAGUGUUUGAUACAUCAGAUCCAGAUUGGAUAUUAGUCGGUUUAGAUGGAGAAUAUGGAUUUGCACCUGCAAACUAUAUUGAAUUAAAUGAGGAUGAUGAGCCAUCACCCGCGGCGGCGGCGGUGGCAGCACCACCAAGCCUUCCUAGACGGCCUCCUCCUGCAGAAAUCGAGAGUGAUCCGGAAUCUCCUGCUUCUCCUGCAAGCCCAAUCAAUACACCCGCAGCGAAUAUAGCGGGGAUAUUGAAUCAAAGAAAGGCAUCGGCCCCUGCGGCAAGACCACCUCCUCAAUAUACACCCGAAGCUUCAGAUGAAGAGGAACCUCCUACUCCGACUCUCCCUCCGCGAAGUCCCCCUCAGGCGAGGGCGCCGGAACGUAUUGAUACCAGAAUUGCGAGAGCUGCUUCGUUGGAAGGCGUUGGCGCAUCUCCUCCGUAUAAUAGGGCUUCUCAUAACAGGGGCAUUGACGAAGAAAUGUCACACAACUCAUCGGGUGGAUACCACAUGUAUAACAUCAAUGAAAUGGUGUCAGUUAUGGGUAAACGGAAGAAGAUGCCGACGACUUUGGGAAUAAAUUCAGUAACGGGUGUUAUUAUGAUAGCACCUGAAAAGCAACGGGACGGUCCUGAGCAGACUUGGACCGCCGAGAAAAUGCAGCAUUACUCAAUAGAGGGCAAACACGUCUUUCUUGAAUUAGUCCGGCCAAGCAAGAGUGUCGAUUUUCAUGCUGGCGCGAAAGACACAGCUCAUGAAAUUGUCAGCGCCCUUGGAGAACUUGCAGGAGCGGUUAGGGCGGCAAGCUUGACAGAUAACAUGCUGUCAGGUGCCAGGCAAACGAAAAAGACUGGACAGGUGCUUUACGAUUUCAUGGCUCAAGGGGACGACGAGGUCACAGUUGCUGUGGGAGACGAAGUCAUCGUGAUUGAUGACACAAAGAGCGAAGAGUGGUGGCAAGUGAGACGGCUGAAGAAUGGCAAGGAAGGGGUAGUACCGAGCAGUUACAUCGAAAUCACUGGCCUGACAGUGGCCCCUGAGAGCCACUCGGGUCUCAAUGCCGGCCGUUCGACCACCGAUCAGAACAGAAUCGAAGAAGAGCGAUUGGCGAAGGAGUCCUUGAGAGCAGCCAGAAGAGAGGAGGAACGAGGGUCAGAGGUAGGCCCUGGAAUGCGUUUGCCCGAAAGGGGUAGCAGUUUGAAUGCUCGUGACAAUAGUAACAAUUCUGGGCAACAGAGAAACCAACGAGAUAGUCGAAACGAUUCUUCGUCGCGACCAUCGAAGUCGAAACCGGAUCCAUCAAAGGUACGCACGUGGACGGAUCGCUCGAAAUCUUUCAGUGUAGAGGCACAAUUCUUGGCCCUGAAGGACGGCAAGAUUAAUCUUCACAAAAUGAAUGGUGUAAAGAUCGCCGUCCCAGUUGUUAAGAUGUCAAUUGAAGAUCUAGAAUAUGUCGAAAGAAAGACUGGAAUAUCUUUAGACGAAGACAAGCCAUUGUCAGAUAUCAAGAAGCAACGAGCCCGAGCAGCCAAAGAGUCAUCUAGAGACAAUGUACCAUCGCCCAGUACUUCCGCUGGCGCCUCAGUGGAGCGUACUCCACAAAAGCCCGAGUAUGACUGGUUCCAAUUCUUUCUUUCUUGUGAUGUUCAGGUCGGGCUAUGUGAACGAUAUGCUCAAGCGUUCAACAAGGACUCGAUGGACGAGAGUGUUAUUCCCGACAUUGAUGCUACAGUCUUGCGCAACGUUGGCAUUAGGGAGGGAGAUAUUAUUAAGAUAAUGCGGACUCUUGACAAGAAGUUCAAUCGGACCGGCGGCAAGAAAGGUGUCAGUUUCGCAGGAGACGAAGCGGCAGAUGGGGCUUCUGGUGGGAUGUUUUCUGGUCCUGGAGGUACUUUGAAGAAUAAUACCAGCAAAGGCAGACCAGCUCCUCCAGUAGAAACAAACAACACCGUUGAUGCCAAGGCCUUUUCUCGGGAUUCUGGGAGCAGAGUUCCAGAGGGAGUUGCUACUCCUCUCGCAUCUGCACCCAAACCUGCUCAAAAAGAUGUGGCUAGAGGUGGUUUUGACGAUGAUGCUUGGGACGUAAAGCCUUCAAAGCAGGACUCGCAGCCAGCUCCCGCACAACCACAACGUCCAGCGGCUGCAUCGGCUCCCGUACAGAUGCCUGCUCUCACCGGAGCUAUGCAGGAGUUGACCCUUCUAUCGCAGCCUUUAGAGCCCGUGAGAGCUCAGCCAACUCCCCCUCCACAACCACAGGUUCAAGCGCCUAUACCGCAACAACCCCAACCUCAGGUGCAAGGCCCGCCGGCUGUUACUCCUUCCAUUUUCGCCGGCAUUGGAAAUCAGCAGACAGGUAUUCCACAGCAACAGACCGGUAUGCAGCAGCCACUAGGUGGAUUCCAGAAUCCGAACCAAUUUAACCAAGGCGUUGGGGGUAUUGCUCGCCCACGACCUCCCCCAGGUCAAUUUCAGAACAGUUCAAACGGUUUGAUGAUCCCUGCUCCACCUGGAAGGCCAUUAUCAGCGCCACAGGCGGCCCAGCAGAGUGCGUUUUCUCUUCCUCCAUUGCAAGCUCAGAGCACGGGUAUGCAAAACUCAGCUGGGUACCAAAACAAUAUUGCACCUCCUGGGCAAAGCCUCAACGAGAUUCAAAUGAGACAGCAAUUUACUGCUCAACAAAGCAUGCAACAAAAUAACUUGGGAAUGAUGGGCCAGCAACAGCCUUUCAAUCCUCAGUUCAACAAUCCUGGGCAGAAUGGGUUUCAAUAUCCUAUGCAGACCGGUAUGAACCAACAACCAUUUAUGAACAAUGGAGGAGGACCAUUUGCCGAUCCUCGGCCGCAGCAAUUCUCUCCUAUGCAGCAACAGCCAAUUCAGCAGCAACCUACAGGAUUUGUAAGUUCAUUUGGACCACCGCAACCGCAAUAUCCACAGCAGACCGGUGUAAACUCCUUUCUACCACCACCACUGCAGCCAACUCCAACAGGAGCUCAGCAGUCAUCUAAUGGCUUUCAAUCUUCGUUCAACCCACCACCCAUGCCUCCUAUGCCACCAAUGCCUGCACAACACACAAUGCAACCUUUAGUACCUCAAAAGACCGGGCCACCUCCACCAGUAAGAUUUGGUGUGACAGGCGAUACGAAGAAGAUUAUGCCUCAAGCUACAGGGCGGAGAGCAAAUCUGAGUCAAGCCACACCGCAAAACCCAUUUGGUUUCUAG
Messenger RNA from Glarea lozoyensis ATCC 20868, 3498 nucleotides. Its product is annotated as SH3-domain-containing protein. Bases 1 to 3498 code for a protein of 1165 amino acids. Gene Ontology annotation, cellular component: nucleus. The transcript is spliced from 4 exons. The record is from RefSeq and is a predicted model, not a curated record. Gene Ontology annotation, molecular function: ubiquitin binding; protein-macromolecule adaptor activity; identical protein binding. Lineage: Eukaryota; Fungi; Ascomycota; Leotiomycetes; Helotiales; Helotiaceae. Gene Ontology annotation, biological process: regulation of actin filament polymerization; actin cortical patch assembly.